AAAUAUAGGGGCUCCAAAAGAAGAUUAAAUGGGCUUGAUAAAGCCUAUAUUUUGUAUGACAGGCUAGACGCUGAGGGAGCCCAUAAAAGAUAUAGACAAGGCCAUAUUCAAUCUAAGCCCAGUAAAAAUGUCUACCAACCGCAUACAGCAGAAGGGACAACAGUGAUUCCAAUCCCUUCACCAAAUCAAUCAUCAAUCACUUAAAAAGUUCCAGCAAUCAUACGGCCUUUGCUGCACUUUAAAUCGCAUCGCAUCGCAUCACAUCUGAUCUCAUCUCUCUCACCCUCCCUCCAAUCAUAUGAAAACUCACCAAAAUGCCGCCAGUCGCUCUAUCUUUUCCCCCAACCCCGAGAAACAAGAACGAGUCAAACAACGCGCCCACGCGCCAUCGCGCCUAGUCUCCUUGAUCCCAACAGAGGAGUAGUAACAAAAGUAACAAACCCAAAACCCAAAAUCCCCCAACCGAAAAUUAUAAUCCCCAAACCCUCACAGUCAUUCAUACAUAACAAUAAUUCAGUUCCAAAUUUUUAUUUUUUAUUUUUUAUUUCUUAAGAAAAAAAAAGGAAAAAGAAAAAGGAAUUUGAAAAUUGAAGAAAUUUUACGAGCUAACUGUAAAGUCCUGAAAUGGCGUCGUCCAAAGUAAUGGCGUCGUCUAAACCAAAAUCUUCGGAUCUGACGGCACCUACCACUCGAUCUCGACGCCCUUCUUCUUCUUCUUCUUCUGAUCAAGUUAAAAACCUCAGUUACAACUUCAAUUCAACAACAACAGCUGCAUCAUUAGUGACACCAUCGUCAUCAACGAUGACAGUGGACGGAAUCAUACGCAGCAGCAACAACAACAACAGCAACAUAUAUUCAACUCCAGCUCCAAUACCAACAACAGCUGAUUCAACUCUCCUCGACGCGCAAAUUACCCUAAUUGACAACCCUACCCCUCCUCCACCACCUCAAAUGGAAACUAGUACCGCCGCUAUUAGUCAGAGUAAUAAAACGGUGGACGAUGUUUGGAGAGAAAUUGUAUCCGGAAGAAAAGAGAUGAAGGAAGAACAGCCUGAUGAAAUGAUGACGCUGGAAGAUUUUCUCGCUAAAGCCGGUGCUGUUGAUGUUGUUGAGGAUGAGGAUUUAGAUGAUGAGGUUAAGAUGCCGUUGCCUUUGCCGUCGCCGUUGAGUAGUGGUGGAAUGUAUGCCUUUGAUAGUCCGGUUUCUGUUCCCCAGGCUAGUAAUGCAUUUCAGAUUUUGGAUAAAGUUGAGGGUUCGAUUGUUGCCUUUGGAAAUGGGGGUAAUACUGGUGGUGGUGGAAGAGGGAAAAGAGGGAGGAGUGUGGUAAUGGAACCCUUAGAUAAGGCCGCGCAACAGAGACAAAGGAGGAUGAUUAAGAAUAGAGAGUCUGCUGCUAGGUCUAGAGAGAGAAAGCAAGCUUAUCAAGUGGAAUUGGAGUCUUUGGCUGUAAGGUUAGAGGAGGAGAAUGAGCAGAUGUUGAAAGAGAAGGAAGAGAGGACAAGAGAAAGGUUUAAACAGCUUAUGGAGAAAGUGGUGCCUGUUGUGGAGAAGAAAAGACCGCGUCGUAUGCUUCGGAGAGUAAACAGCACGCAGUGGUAGAUUUAUGUGCUCAAGGUGUGGGAUGGAAGACACAUACCCUUAACAUGGAGAGGAAUUAAUAGUUGUUUUGUUAAUUAAAAAUUUAUUUUUCAUUUCUAUUAGGUGUUUGAACCCGAUUGUUAUCUGAGAGCAAUCGUGGUUUAUGAUAAAAGGGGGCAAGAGAAAAAAAAAAAAAAAAAAGAAACAGAGGGAUUGAAUUGAAGGAAAAUUCCUUCUUGACUUGAGUAGGAGAGCUCCAUCAUAUAUGGUAAGAUGGAUGGCAGAAAGUCUUUUAGUUUAUUUAUGUAGCUAGCAGGUAAUGCAAUACAAAAACCUUUGUUUCUCCUGAUUGCUAUGCUAUUUAUAUGGGUGAGAAGAGGGUUUCUGGACUGGAACACUGUAUUUAUGUUUUGUCUACUUAUGAUUAGGGCUGCAAAUGAAUCAAGCCAUUUACAAAGAGCUUCGA
This is a messenger RNA of Ricinus communis (castor bean), 2044 nucleotides long. RefSeq names its product G-box-binding factor 4. NCBI's taxonomy places the organism in Eukaryota, Viridiplantae, Streptophyta, Magnoliopsida, Malpighiales, Euphorbiaceae. The transcript has 4 exons. Gene Ontology annotation, biological process: positive regulation of DNA-templated transcription. Gene Ontology annotation, cellular component: nucleus. Gene Ontology annotation, molecular function: DNA-binding transcription factor activity. The coding region runs from base 625 to 1599 and encodes 324 amino acids. The record is from RefSeq and is a predicted model, not a curated record.